CAACUCGGAGAAUAUCGCUUACUCGUCUUUAAAUCGUUUUCGAAUGUCAGUACGAUUAUAAGGUUUCAUUCAUAAAUACGUGUUACAAAAGUUUUUCUGACUAAUCCAAGCAAUUCAAGUAGGAUUACGUGUUAUUUUAAAAUGAACAGAAGACAAAAUCGUGUCGAUUGUUGAUCACAUGAUUUCUAGAUGCGCGCGCAGACAUUGCGGUGUCUGCUAGUCGGGCAUCACGCGUUAACAUUUGUUUACAUUUUAUUUUUGUUUAAAGAAUUAACAAUUACCAAGAAUUUGAUUGUUCAAGCAGUGUAGAGAUGGGUCACGUACGUAAUUCUUCAUCCAUAUUUGGUAUUCUUCAAUAUACGCCAAAAAUCUAUUGUUAGAAACUUACAUGAUUGAAUCAUGAUGAAGCCCAGGUUUAAUAAACUUUUCACAUUGUUGGUUAUUUGGAGACUUGCUUCAGUUUUCAUUGUUCAAACAUCUCAUGUACCAGAUGAAUAUUGGCAGUCACUAGAAGUUGCCCAUAAGCUGUCAUUUGGUUAUGGAUACAUGACUUGGGAGUGGCAGGCUGGAAUUAGAAGUUAUUUGUAUCCAUUUUUUUUAUCAAUUUUCUAUUUUAUUGUAAAAUUUGUCAACGCUGAUUUUCCAUUAGUAAUCAUAUUUGGACCCAGAGUUUUUCAAGCUCUACUUAGUGCAUAUGCUGAUUACAGUUUUUACACAUGGACUAAUAGCAAGUUAGCAUUGUUAAGCCUUUGUGUAAACUGGUAUUGGUAUUAUUGUGCUACAAGAACGCUUAUCAAUAGUUUUGAGACUUGCUUAACCAUCAUUGCACUUUCAAAAUAUCCAUGGUCUGGUCAUCAAGUCAAAAACACUACAUUUCUUUGGAUAGUUGGGUUUCUAUGUUUCGCUAGACCAACUGCUACAGUGUUCUGGCUACCACUCUGUCUCUAUCAUGUUUGGAAAAACAAAUAUGUCAUGACGUGGUAUCUAGCAAUAGGCCUAUUUUAUUUAAUUAUUUCAACUUUAAUUGAUAGCAUGUGCUAUGGCAGGUUUACUCUGAGUCCUCUAGAGUUUUUCAAAAUCAAUGUGUUGAACAAAGUAUCCGAGCAAUAUGGAAAAAUGCAUGGAUUGUGGUAUUUAUUCUCAGGCUUGCCAGUGCUGCUAGGAAUCAAUUAUUGCAUUCUACCUUUGGUUGUCUACAAAGUCAUCAGUAAUGGCAAUAACUAUCAAAAAUCGUUACUUUUUACAGUUACAAUUGUUUGUAGUCUAGUCAUAUAUUCCCUAAUUGGUCACAAAGAAUUCCGAUUUAUUCUUCCUCUUUUGCCUAUGCUGAUUUUUGUCAUAAACGAAACCAUAUUUCAAGAGAGAGUUGGUAAAACAAAAAAGAAACUCUUCGUAUUCACGUUGAUCGUCAGUAAUGUUUUUCCUGGCAUCUACUUUUCUGUAUUACAUCAAAAAGGGCCGUUAGAAAUUAUGUCGCAUCUCAGAAAUGACUUGGAGACCAUGAGAAAUUCAGAGGUUGACAUUUUAUUCUUAACAACUUGUCACGCAACUCCUUACUACAGUCACCUGCACAGAAAUGUCUCGAUGCGCUUUUUAACUUGCGAACCAAACUUGAAAAGUAGCAAAGAUUACAUCGACGAAACAGAUAAAUUUCGCCGAAAUCCUAUGAAUUGGUUGGAGAUCAAUUAUUUGAACAACAGAAACAUUGCUCGUUUACCUAGUCACGUUGUUAUAGAUGAUUCGAUAAUAGACAAAGUUGAACCAUUUUUAAGACAUUAUAUAAGACUGAUCUAUUGCGAAGAUACGCAUUUUGCUCAACAUGGGGAGUUCAAUGGAUAUGUGAUAUAUAAGCAUCAUACAAUAAAGUCUUUCGAUAGCGAUAAAAGUAAAAAACAUAAUAGCGCCGAAUUUUGAUCGGACAUGUUUUCCUUCAUCGUAGUUUCUAUUUUAAGGAAGCAGAUAAACGUCUGGAGGAGAUAUGCGAAAGCUUAGACAACUUAACGAUCGACAGCCUACAGUUGAUGGAAGAAAAAAUACUAUUGAACGUGCAACUUGAAAAUUUGCUCCGACAGGGACACAUAGAUUUGGC
This is a messenger RNA of Phymastichus coffea, 2089 nucleotides long. It is a transcript of the gene PIG-B, whose product is annotated as GPI mannosyltransferase 3. Gene Ontology annotation, biological process: GPI anchor biosynthetic process; vacuolar proton-transporting V-type ATPase complex assembly. Lineage: Eukaryota; Metazoa; Arthropoda; Insecta; Hymenoptera; Eulophidae. The record is from RefSeq and is a predicted model, not a curated record. Bases 400 to 1914 code for a protein of 504 amino acids. Gene Ontology annotation, cellular component: endoplasmic reticulum membrane; extrinsic component of endoplasmic reticulum membrane. The transcript is spliced from 3 exons. Gene Ontology annotation, molecular function: alpha-1,2-mannosyltransferase activity.